Molecule: messenger RNA, 1077 nt
Organism: Sceloporus undulatus (fence lizard)
Lineage: Eukaryota; Metazoa; Chordata; Lepidosauria; Squamata; Phrynosomatidae
Gene: IQCC
Product: IQ motif containing C
Exons: 5
Coding region: 105-791 (228 amino acids)
Molecular function (GO): protein binding
Source: RefSeq, a predicted model, not a curated record
GCUCUAGAGUGACGUCAUCAAGGGGCGCGGUUGCCUUGGCAGCAGGAGAGGGCCCCCUUUGUUGUUGUGGUGGUUGUUAUUUUGGAGGGGGCUAUUUGGGAAAGAUGGGGCAGGAAGAGGGGCCAGGGCUGCAAUUGCAGCUGUUUCUCAGGAGGGUGGCAGUGCUGCAGGCUUGCAUCCGAGGUUUCCUUGUCAGGAAGAGGUUUCGGCGCUUAAAGGGGGAGUUUGAGGACAUUGUGAAGGAGAUUGAAGGGAGCCUGGAUCGGCUGCAGUGGGAGAACUCUUCCCUUCCAAAGCCUGUGUUUCUUCCAAAGUCUGUCCAGAAAUCAAUAAAGACGAAGGAAUGGAGCAGCCGAGAGGCUGACAGGAGCAAGUCAAGGGAACAUGAGCAAAACCUUCAUUGCGAAGAGGAGUUAUUACCUGAAAAGGAGCGUGAUUGUAAGCUUCCAAAACAGAUGGUGGCAGUAGCUGAAGAGGAGGACAUGAAGCAAAAUCCAGAGUAUCUUGAACGCAAGCCCUGUGGGAAUGACUGUAGUAUGCCAGCAGAGGAUGAGGAAGAAAAGGAGGCUAGCAAUGUGUCAUCUGAAUGGAGCAGCACCAUCCUGGGGAUGGGAUCUCCUCGGCUGAGCCAAGAGCUUCGCUUCCAAAAAGGACAAGAGAUCCCCCAAACUCUGCCUGAACUCCAGCAGUAUCAGAAGAACCUGGCCAUGGAGCUCCUGUGGCUGCAGCAAGCGAUCGUCAGCCGUAAGAACUAUUUGAUCCUGAAACAGAGGCUAGGAAGCUCGAAGUGACUGUUGAUGCGAAGGCACAGCUGCUGGUCCUACUAUGUACAGCAAACCAGAAGCACGCGUUCUUGCAAGCUGUUGGAUGGGGGAGGCAGUUGAGAAAGCAUUGGGCUUUUUCCCUUGGAGUGAGCUUUAAGGUUUGCACAGAUGGCCAGGAAGAUCCUUGUCAGCCACCUCCCAUCAAAAGAUUCAAUAUACUGUGGGUGUCUUUUUAAAAAGACAGCAGCUAAGAAGAAUAUUUAUAUACCCAGAAAUACCCAGAAAUCCAUUUCUGCAGGUUGAGUUUGUGGGG